Molecule: messenger RNA, 1637 nt
Organism: Lates calcarifer (barramundi perch)
Lineage: Eukaryota; Metazoa; Chordata; Actinopteri; Centropomidae
Gene: banf1
Product: BAF nuclear assembly factor 1
Exons: 3
Coding region: 180-452 (90 amino acids)
Molecular function (GO): DNA binding
Source: RefSeq, a predicted model, not a curated record
CUCUCUGUACACCCCGUGACGUAAAGACGCAAGGGGCAGGCGCAUUGUUUUGUGGCCGCCGCCGGUGCCUGGACAGAAACAGAAACCAUACCGCGGCUCUCCAGCUAACAACGGCAAUAUUCAGCCUGGAUAAGAUAUUACAAGCGCAGUUGUGAUCUGUGACAGUCUACAAAGCAACUAUGUCUUCGACAUCCCAAAAACAUAAGGAGUUUGUGGCAGAGCCCAUGGGUGAGAAGCCUGUGAUGGCUCUUGCAGGCAUUGGAGAGGUCCUUGGCAAAAGACUGGCAGAGAAAGGUUUUGACAAGGCAUAUGUUGUCCUUGGGCAGUUCCUAGUACUAAAGAAAGAUGAGGAGCUUUUCCGGGACUGGCUGAAGGACACUUGCGGGGCAAAUGCUAAACAACAAGGUGACUGCUAUGGCUGUCUUAAAGAAUGGUGUGAUGCCUUCCUAUAAACCAAUGAAUCAUUGUUUUCUACUUCUCAAGUCCAAACUGUACAUUACCUCUCCAGUGAUCUUGAUUCAAUUCAGCCACACCAUAAAUAUGAUCUAACACUGUACACACUGAGGUUUAUUGAAGUCAACUUGUUUUUAAAUUAAACUGAAAGCUGUUAGUGUGAUAUCUGAAAUCCUGUUACCCCCAAAUAUAACACAUGGACUUUGAAAUGUAGCUCUAGGCUAGUAAUUGGUUCUUUCUUCAAAAAAUAGUAAAAUGGGUGAGGAAUCACAAAAUAUGACAAAUCUAUUUGUACGUAACUUUUACUUACUGUCAGUAGCCAUUUGUAUUGCAGAUAUUUUGACUUGUCAUUGUAGUAAAAGCAUGAUAAUUUCUUUCCAUUUAGGGUUACCACUGAGUCACUGAGCCAUCAUGCAUAUAAGCAGGGCUAUGACACAAGGAAUCUUAAAUGCAGACUUUAUUAAUGUUAUUACCACUGUGUUUGACAAGUCAAAAUGUCUGCUGUGAGAACUGUCUGUAGAGGAGGUGUCUGAAAAAAGCUGCCUAGGUUCAGAAUAUUCAUUGUGCCCAAGAUCUUUGUAAUAAUACAUGUACUUUCUGUUUAAGAUUGAAUUUUAAAGACUUAUUCAUAGUUACCUUUUAAGCUCAACAUUGCCAGUUUGUUCUACGUUUAAACACUUUUAUUUUCAGAGGAACUCUAAUGUGUUUCAGUUCAGGACAUAGUUUUCUUUCUGUGUAACAUGAUGAUUUACCAGCACAGUCUCACACUUGUACUACUUCUACAACUCUUGGCCUUUUUGCCCCCUUUGGCUGUUUUUAAAGCCAUUGGAAAGUUGGUUUAAGCUGUAAUUUUUAAAUAGCAUGUCAUAUCGCAGUUUGCUAUCAUGUACUCUUAAAUCCACCUACGCUGUUUAAAUGAUUUCUUGAAGAGGUGGAUUGUCCGUUUGAAGUGUAUUACAUUGCACUGGCUGUAACUGACACACAAGUAGUAAACCUCAAAAUCUGGUGACACUGGUCUUUGCAGAGACAUUGAUUUUUUAAAAAAUAUAUACAAAGUCAACAUUUUGAUCCUGCUAAUAAAGAAGCAAAUUGGCCAGACUCCCACGUGUGGUCUGCUCAAAGCUUGUUUGACCCUGAAGAUGGAAAUGUAUGUAAAUAAAGAUGCAAAUGCAACAAACUCAGAA